This is a messenger RNA of Truncatella angustata, 1381 nucleotides long. RefSeq lists its product as uncharacterized. The coding region runs from base 368 to 1171 and encodes 267 amino acids. The record is from RefSeq and is a predicted model, not a curated record. The transcript is spliced from 2 exons. Lineage: Eukaryota; Fungi; Ascomycota; Sordariomycetes; Amphisphaeriales; Sporocadaceae.
CAAAGCAUCUAGCUUAAGACUAGAAAUCGGAAGCUUGACUAUCGAGAUGUAAUUCGUUGAUUCGUAUCUGGAUGGCUUCUCUAGCGAACUUUGUUACGACGAAGACUCUUUUAGGCAAAGAGAGCCCCAAGAUUUUGAUAACGAAUCCCAACCGGAACUGUUCUCUGAAGGCACACCCGAUCCAUUUGAUUCGAACGAUGAAAUUCUUAGCCACAACAGCCAAGAGCGUAGCACCUCAAGUCUUCUCCCACUUUUAACGCUGGCCGAUUGGAGAGAAGACCACAUUUAUGACGAAAGACCCCCCAUAUAUGUGCACUAUUCUCUAGAAUGGAAGCUCACAAUAAACGGAAGGAGUCGCACAAAGGAUAUGGAACAAGACGUUGUGCUCGCACCAAGCGCCAUCUGGAUGCGAGCACUCCGACCUAAUUUACAGAAAAUCGUAGAUACUAAGCUGUCAUCUAACAAAACAUAUCGGGCCGCUGAAACAAGCGUUACCGUACACGUAUCAGACCGUGCCGAACGUGAUCUCACGAAGAGAUUUGACGGACUCGACAUAGAUUGGGCAGUCCUCGAGAACCAGCUUGUAGCUUGGAGUCGGCUGUUUCGAGCUGGAAAAAGACUCCGACUCACAAUGGAGUUCAAGUAUAUCGAGGUUGGCGAUAUCUCUGCCGGAGAUCGACGACGGAGUGGGCGCAACAAAAACUCUACUACAGAGCAAAUGCUAUCCGAAAGAUCUACGGAGAUUAAUACGGCAGCAAAUCCUGUCAACAAAACUGGUGAAUGGAGUCGCGUGUAUAACCUGAUAAGGUGUCCCAAUCCAUCUUGUCAACCGGCCGUAGAGUCGAACGUGCAUUACCCGUUAUUACAACACCACAUAAGAGAUCUCGUAAGAUACGCCCAGAAAGGUAGGAAACUUGAAACACAUGGUAAUGUCCCACAUAUCAUCCGGGAGCAACUCAAAGCUACAACGCAGAAUGUUUCGAACCACAAGCGAAAGCGUGACGAAUCGCCCGUGCGAGCUCUCCCACCAAUCAACAUAAACGUUUCUUCAAGCCCGCACGCUGCCGACACUAGUGGCAUAUGGGCGACAGAACCAUUAGGACCAAAAAAUGUAGAACGCUUGAACAUUCCUGGUCUACGUGAAGAUAUUCUUCAGUACUAUACUAUAUAGCACCAGUCAAGAGUCAGGCAGGCCAACCUCAAGAGCGAAUUCAGCAAGGCUAAUGAUCUGACACUUGAGUCGGGAUUUUCCCUCGACCAAGUACACAGGGACCAGAACCCCGCAUUCUAUACCGAGCAAGGUGUCAAGCCUGGAAUUGCACGCAGUUACGUAGAAGACAUUCCUGGAUGGGUGGAAAAAGGCAUGCCUAGCGAGGAAUUG